This is a messenger RNA of Gryllus bimaculatus (two-spotted cricket), 792 nucleotides long. The record is from the annotation of a GenBank genome assembly. Lineage: Eukaryota; Metazoa; Arthropoda; Insecta; Orthoptera; Gryllidae.
CUCCCUGCGGGGCCGAAGGCUCUGCCACUUCCGAGGGAUCGUGCGAGGCGUUUACAGGCGCCGAGGAAGCAGUGGGCGGAGGGGCCGGGUCGGAUCCGGGCGUGCGCGGGGCGGGCGGGGCGAUGACGCGAGCGGGGGCGGCGGGAAGUGGCUCGGCUCUGCUCUGCUCUGGUCCGCGCCGCGCCGCGCCGCCCGCGUCGCAGAUCGGAGCGGUGCGACUUGGCGUGUGGACGCGCGGGUGUGGCAUGCGUGCUGGCGGGUGACAUGCGUGCUUACGUGUGCGUAGGUGCGGGCGGCCGCAGCCCGCCCUUCCGAGGGCGCACCAUGAAGGAGUACGAGGAGAUGCUGGCGCAGCUGCGCAAGGAGAACUUCAACCUCAAGCUGCGCUUGUACUUCCUGGAGGAGCGCGGCGGCGCGGUGGGCGACGGGAGCGGCGGGGAGGCCGGCGCGGCGGUGCGCGCGGAGCUGGAGCAGCUGCGGCGCGAGGCAGCCGAGAAGCAGCAACUGCUGUGCGAGGCGGCGCGCGCCGUCGAGCUGCUGGAGGAGCAGCACCACGAGCAGCUGCGCGCGGCGCGGGCGGCCGCGCACCAGGCGCAGGCGGAGGCGCAGCACGCGCGGGCGGCCGCCGCGGAACGCGCAGCGCGCCCGCCAGUAUUAAUCCUUUUGAGCAUGGACCAACUGGUUACAAUCAACAAGCGUGUAAAUGGCAUAUUUAUGAAUAAUUAUAUUUUAAAAGAAAUUAUGUUUGUAAUUCCUUUUGUUUUAUUUUAUGAUGCUAAUCAUAAUAAUUAA